AUGUCCGUUGCGCCAGGCCAAGCAAUUGCUCCUCCGAAACAGACGAGUUCUGUGAACACCGAAGAUGAAAUCACCCAGUCAAUGCAGACUGACAACCUGCCAAGCAAGUCCAUUGACAAGGAGUCUUUGCAAAAGGCAUUGGACAAAGAAGCUGCCAAAAGAAAACCUCACACUUCAGCUCAUCGUGGUUGGAAGGAAGUUUCUGGCUGGGAAGAGCAGGAUGUUUUGACGCCAGAUGACGAGGUUACCGACAUGCUGUCUAGAGCCACCUGGAUCGAUGACUAUCUCCCAGAUAAGUUCUACGGAGACUGGUACCAUACUGUUGCGAUUCUGAUUCUGGCCUCGUUUCUGUGUUGGGUAGUUGGAAAGUUCAAGCUCAGCGUUGGCCCCGUGUUUCUGAUCACUGUUCCCGCUGCCCUUUACUACCGUUCCUCCAUACGCAAGUACAGAUCGUUGUUAAGACUAGAUGCCCAGAGAGAAUUUUCUGUUCACCAGAUUGAGAGUGACUUUGAGAGUAUGGACUGGCUUAAUACCUUUCUUGAUAAGUUCUGGAUCCUUUUGGAGCCUUCAAUUUCCCAGAUCGUCUGCGAGCAGGCUAACCCAAUUUUGGCCGCAUCUCCUGCUCCAGCAUUUGUGAAGCAACUGUGGCUCGACACCUUCACCAUGGGGACCAAGCCACCAAGAAUUGACAAAGUGAAGACUCUUUCCAGAAGCGCUGACGAUGUGGUGGUGAUGGACUGGGUUGUUUCUAUGACUCCCAAUACGCUCGCCGAUGCUACUGUCAAACAACUGAAGAAUAAGGUCAACCAGACGGUCAUCGUCAAGGCAAAACUGUUCGGUAUCACUUUUCCAGUUGUUGUGUCAGAUUUGGCAUUCAAGGUCAAUGUCCGUGUCCGUUUCAGAAUGAUGACGAAGUUCCCCCACAUCAAGACCAUCAACGUCUCUUUGGUAGAACCUCCUCAGUUCGACUUUGUGGCUAAACCAUUUGGUGGAAACUCCAUUUUCGCAAGUGAGGUUCUCUCUUUCCCCGGUCUUUAUCCAUUCAUCAACGAAAUGGUGAAGAAGUUUGUGGGCCCAAUUGUUUUUGACCCUCUCUCGUUCCAACUCAACGUUGAACAGCUACUUGCUGGUAACGCCUUUGGCAGCGCCGUUGGAAUUCUGGAGGUCACCGCCAAGUCUGCAACUGGCCUCAAGGGUGUUGAUACUUUCGAAAAUACGGUGGACCCAUAUCUGACUUUUGGAUUUGGUAACACUGUUCUCGGCAAGACUAAGACUAUAGACGAUACGUACACUCCGGUGUGGAACGAGAAGGUCAAUGUGAUGCUCAAGACUGUUUCUGACCCUCUGUGGAUUAUGUGCUACGAUGAGAAUGAUGGAAAGAAGGACAAACUCAUUGGUGCUGUGUUAUAUGACAUGGAGGAUCUCAUGGAUAAGAACACUCUCAAGAACGUCAAGCUGCCUCUUUUGAGAAACAACAAGCCUGCUGGUGAGUUGACGGUUGACCUCAAGUUUAUGCCUGCCCUGCAAGGUGCUACUUUGCCAGACGGAUCCUACGAUGCUCCCCCAGAUCUCAACACUGGUGUUGCUCGUUUCGAGAUCACCGAAGCUAGAGCCUUCUCUGAAGACGACGCGAAGCCGCUCAGUACUUUCGUCGAGCUUUAUCUCAACGAUGAGCUCAAGGCAACUUCUUCUGUCGUGAAGAAAACCGCAAACCCAACCUUCAGUGCUGUCCAUGAAGACAUCAUUACCGACCGCAGCAAGGCCAAGGUGCGUGUCAUUCUUCGCGAUGAUAAGAAGAAACUAGUUGGUUCAAGAACGCUCCGCCUUUCGGACAUUAUUGAUGCAACAGUUGUGGACCAGCCAUGGUUCCCAAUGACCAAGGGCAAGGGAGAAAUCAAGCUCAGUGGUGUGUGGAGCUCUGUGGCCAUGACUGGAGUCGAUGGCUCCAUCGGAUACACCGAGCCAAUCGGAGUUGUCCGUGUGUACAUCAAGAAGGCUACUGACCUUAGAAACUUGGAUACCUUUGGAGAUAUGGACCCAUAUGUGCGUGUUUUGGUGAACAGUAUCCCCAAGGCCCGUACUCCAGUGAUCGAAAACACAACCAAUGCUGUUUACGAGAAUGCUCUUUGGAUCCCCGUUUCCUCACCUAACCAGCGUCUCAAGAUCGAGGCAAUGGACUUUGAAAAGAACCAACAGGACAGAACUCUCGGUUCUUUCGAUGUAAGGCUGAAUGAUUUCAUUGAGAAAAGUGAGUCAGGUGAUUAUAUCGAGACAGUUGGUGAACUUAAGGAGUCCAGAUUGAUCAGCAAAAAGGGUCCUAAGGGAACUAUUACCUACUCACUGGCUUUCUACCCAACUAUUCCAACCAGAAGCCAAGAGGAGAUCCUGGAAGAGGCUGCUAUUCGUGAGAAGAAGGCUGCCGCUGCCGAAUCCGAGUCGGAUCCCAAGGCUAAAAAGCAAGAGUCCUCUGAAGAGGAUGACCUUGAUGCUGACAUCUAUGGCCAUAAGAUCAUCUUGCCUAUUGAGAAGGUGACUGACUACCAACAAGGUGUGUUUGUGUUCAGUGUGUUUGACGGAAAGUUCUCGUCAUCAGGUCAUGUCCAGGCCUUUUUCGAUGACCGUGGCUAUGCCGAUUAUGUUUCUCCAGUUGUCAGUGCUGGACAGUCACGCAUUGCUACUACCGGUGACUUUUUGGUGAAAGAGCUUGACUACUCCACGGUGACAUUCCGCCUUACCGGAAAACCUGAUAACCAUAUCAAGAAGGAGGCGUAUGCAGAAGUGACAGUUCCAACUCUCCAGCUGCUCAGAAGAUCCUAUGAGAAACCAGUUUUGCUGGAUCUGAGCAAUAGCAACACCCUUCGUGUGCAAUGUCGCUGGAUUCCGGUCAAUAUGAAGGAGCUGCCAGCUUUGGACUCCAUUCUCAAUUCCGGUGAGCUGAAGGUGAGGAUUCUGAGUGCCUCGGGCAUUCCUGCUGGUGACAGCAACGGAAAGUCAGAUCCUUUCAUCAAAGCAUACAUUAACGGUGAGGAGGUUCAUAAGACCAAGACCAUCAAGAAGACACUUACACCAGUGUGGACUAAUGAGGAAUUCAGCAUCACUUUGAGCAGCAGAGUGACAUCAACUUUGCGGUUGAAGUGUAACGAUUGGGAUAUUGGUAUUGAGCAAGACGAUAAGCUGUGUGAGGCCACUAUCUCUCUUCAGGACAUUGACCCCGUGACAAAGUCAUGGGUUGAAAAAGAGAUCCCAUUGUUUGACGAUGAUAAGAAUCCAGCUGGAUCAGCCAUCAUCGAAUAUCAGUUUGAGCCACACUAUGUCUUGAAGCUGACUGAGAACUCUGCUGGUAUCAAUCUGAUCUCGGGUCCUAAGGCAGUUGGUGCUGCAGGAACAAUGAUCAUCGGUGCCGGUGGAAAGGUUCUUGGAACUGGUGUUGGAGCCGGUGCCAAGGUUCUUGGUGGAGCAACUUCUCUGUUCAAGAAAAAAAAAUGA
Kuraishia capsulata CBS 1993 is the source of this 3486-nucleotide messenger RNA. RefSeq lists its product as uncharacterized. The record is from RefSeq and is a predicted model, not a curated record. Lineage: Eukaryota; Fungi; Ascomycota; Pichiomycetes; Pichiales; Pichiaceae. Gene Ontology annotation, molecular function: lipid binding. The transcript has 3 exons. Bases 1 to 3486 code for a protein of 1161 amino acids.